AUGAAACUAGCGCAUACCAUCUUCACACCCAUCCAAGAACUGAAGCACCAACAGGGUGCAAAAAAAGUUCAUUCAUAGGAAGAAAUACACCAUGAUACAUUCUAAGAGGCUAGUUCAACUGGUAAAGAAGUGGCAACAUAUGGCAGCCCUUGGGAGAAGGAGGCUGACGACGAUGGGAGCAAUCAAAUAUGGCAACCUACACUGUGCAUCAGCCAUAGUGGACAAGGGCCACUGCGUCGUCUACACAGCUGAUGGUAAGCGAUUUGAGGUCCCUUUGGUGUAUCUCAGUACAACAGUUUUUGGGGAGCUCCUAAGGAUGUCCGAGGAUGAGUUUGGGUUCACAAGUGAAGACAGGAUCACAGUGCCUUGUGAGGCAGUGGUGAUGGAGUACGUGAUGUGCUUGCUUAGGAGAAAGCCCUCGGAAGAGGUGGAAAGGGCAGUUCUUAGCUCUGUUGUAAUGCCAUGCAGCUACAAGAGUAGCAUGACCAUGGUUUCCAAGGGUCUUAGCCAGUCACUAUCUAUAUUUUAGCUAGUGAGACGUGCUUCCUGCAUGACGCGCACUUCUUUUUGGUUAUGUUCAUAUUAUGCAAUAUGUAAAAUAGCUGUACAUACCCCAGCAAACAAGUAUAGAAUUAGAAUUUUGAAGUUGGUUCUGUACUGUAGUAUUGGUAAGAUACAAUGAGGCUGUUGAAUUCACUCCACGAUUCAAGA
Messenger RNA from Phragmites australis (common reed), 711 nucleotides. RefSeq names its product auxin-responsive protein SAUR36-like. Bases 92 to 529 code for a protein of 145 amino acids. The record is from RefSeq and is a predicted model, not a curated record. Lineage: Eukaryota; Viridiplantae; Streptophyta; Magnoliopsida; Poales; Poaceae. The transcript has a single exon. Gene Ontology annotation, biological process: response to auxin.